AUGAACCAAGCCCGACCUCGCUAUGUCGUCGACCGGGCGGCGUAUUCUGUCAACUUCUUUGAUGAAGAGUUUGAGAAGAAAAAGAGAAGUUACCCGCUUGGGGAAAAAGUCAAGAACCUUUUCAGAUGUUCAUCAUCCAGGUUCAAAGUCAUCAUCUACAGUCUGUUUCCAAUACUCGUUUGGCUCCCCAAAUAUAAAAUUAAAGACUACAUUGUGCCCGAUAUCCUCGGGGGAAUCAGUGCGGGGACAAUACAAGUGCCACAAGGGAUGGCCUUUGCGCUGCUUGCCAAUCUGCCUCCCAUCAACGGACUCUACUCCUCCUUCUUCCCUUUGAUACCCUACUUCAUCCUAGGUGGCAUCCACCAGAUGGUCCCAGGCACCUUUGCUGUCAUCAGCAUCAUCGUUGGGAACGUCUGCCAUGAUCUGGCUCCUGAAUCCGAUUUCCAAUACUUUAACCAUACCACCAAUGAGAUAAACAUCAACAACACAGCAAUGGAGGCAGCCAGACUGGAGAUCUCCGCCACAUUAGCUUGUCUGACAGCCAUCAUACAAACAUUUAUUGAUAUUUGCAAAAAUCUCCCCAAGACCAACGUGGCCUCCUUGAUCUUCGCCCUGAUCAGCAUUGUGCUCCUGAUUAUUGUGAAAGAGCUCAACAUGAAAUACAUGAAGAAGAUCCGGGUGCCCAUCCCCAUGGAGAUUGUCAUAGUCAUAAUAGCUACCGCGGUCUCCGGCUGCUUGAACAUGCCUGAGAAAUACAACAUGCCAGUCGUUGGGAAGAUUAAGAUGGGCUUCCCAGUCCCCACACUCCCACUGGUGAGCAAGUGGAAAGAUAUGGUUGGCACAGCUUUUUCACUUGCCAUUGUGGGCUACGUGAUCAACCUGGCCAUGGGACGAACCCUGGGAACCAAACAUGGCUAUGAUGUAGACCCCAACCAGGAAAUGCUUGCCCUGGGCUGCAGUAACUUCUUUGGAUCCUUUUUCAAAAUCCAUGUGAUCUGCUGUGCUCUGUCUGUAACCCUAGCUGUGGACGGGGCUGGAGGAAAAUCUCAGAUGGCAAGUUUCUUUGUAGCGCUGGUGGUUAUGAUAACCAUGCUGGCUUUGGGAAUCUACCUCAACCCCCUUCCAAAGGCUGUGCUGGGAGCCCUGAUAGCAGUGAACCUGAAAAACUCCCUCAAGCAGCUGGCUGAUCCCUUCUACCUGUGGAAGAAAAGCAAGCUGGACUGUUUGGUCUGGGUGGUGAGUUUCCUGUCGGCUUUCUUCUUGGGCCUGCCGUUCGGACUCGCUGUCGGAGUGGGAUUUUCUGUGCUGGUGGUGGUUUUCCACACUCAGUUUCGUAACGGCUCUGCCCUGGGUCAGGUAACUUCCACCGACAUUUACAAGAACCCCAAAACCUACAAUAAGGUCCAGGAACUUGAUGGGAUUAAAAUUGUGACCUACUGCUCCCCAUUGUACUUUGCCAACUCAGAGAUAUUCAGUGAGAAGGUUAUAGCGAAGACUGGGGUAGACCCCAGCAAAGUGUACUUAGCCAGGAAAAAAUACGUGAAACACCAGGAGAAGAAGGCGGCAUCACAAAAAACAACGAAGCUGCAAAAAUUGUUCUUCGGGAACAAGAAGACCUUGUCAGUGCAAGAGCUCCAGAAAGAUUUUGAAACCACCUCUCCGACGGACACCAACAAUAAUCAAACGACUGCCAACGGCACCAGCAUCUCCUACAUCACAUUCCGCCCCCUCGCAAACAAUGCUGGGCAGGUCAAUACCUCAAGUGAACAGGGCAGCAUCUCGAGCCAUCGGGGCAGCACUUGCAGUGUUAUCCCAGCUGCCAACGUUGACCCGAUGAUCACAGCACCGCCCUAUGUCAGCUUCCACACCAUUAUCCUGGACAUGAGUGGAGUGUGCUUCGUGGAUCUGAUGGGCACAAAAGCUCUGGGGAAGCUGUGUUCCAGCUACCAGAAGAUCGGGAUUAAAGUCUUCCUGGCAAACGUGCAUGCCCAGGUGUACCAUGAUAUUAGCACAGGCGGAGUCUUCGAAGAAGGGGGCCUAGACCCAAGUCACAUCUUCUUGACCAUCCACGAUGCUGUUCUGUUUGCACUGGCAAAUGCCAAAGGAGUCUUCCGUCCUCCCGGUUUAGAAGAGAGACCAAGUCAGACAGAGCUCUCCAUCUAUGACGAAUCUGUGGAUGAAAGCAGUGCAGAAUUCAAGAACUUGGAGGAGGAGAUGUUUGGAACCAUGUUCCGUUCGGAGGCCCAGACAGCGCUGUGA
Molecule: messenger RNA, 2259 nt
Organism: Terrapene triunguis (Three-toed box turtle)
Lineage: Eukaryota; Metazoa; Chordata; Testudines; Emydidae
Product: solute carrier family 26 member 9
Exons: 19
Coding region: 1-2259 (752 amino acids)
Biological process (GO): transmembrane transport
Cellular component (GO): membrane
Molecular function (GO): oxalate transmembrane transporter activity; bicarbonate transmembrane transporter activity; sulfate transmembrane transporter activity
Source: RefSeq, a predicted model, not a curated record